AUGAUAAAAGAUUCAGAUGGCAAAGAUUUGAUCAGGGUUCAAAUGGAAGGCAAAAGCUUUACCUUGAAUUUGAUUGAAAAAGAGCAAAUUGCUAUACACAAGGUUAAAGACAACACAAUGCUUUGGCAUAAAAGGGUGAGGCAUUUUUAUCAUGCUGCUUUACUCUAUUUAAAGAAAAAUGAUCUUGUGAAAGGACUACCAGAAUUAGAAGAAGAAUUACCUGAAUGUGCUGCUUGUCAAUAUGGAAAACAAACAAGGUUGCCUUUUCUAAUAGUUAUGGAACCUGCAAACCACAAUGAAGCUGCAACUUAUCCAAAAUGGAUUGUAGCAAUGAAGGAGGAGCUCAAUAUGAUUGAGAAAAAUCAGACAUGGGAGUUGGUGGAUAGACCUGAAGAUAAGAAAGCCAUAGGAGUCAAAUGGAUUUACAGAACCAAGUUGAAUUCUAAUGGUUCAAUUGGAUACUAUAAGGAUGCUAUUAGCUCUUGCUGCAUAAAAGGACUAGGUUAUACACCAAAUAGGUUCAAAGAGUUGAUUGAAGAGUUCAAAGAAAGAAUGAAAGAUGUGUUUGAAAUGACUGAUCUUGGAAAAAUGUCAUUUUUUCUUGGAAUGCAAGUGCAGCAAAAUGAUAGUGAAAUCUUAAUGAAUCAAGAAAAAUAUGCAAAGAAAAUUCUUAGAAAAUUCAAGAUGGAGGAGUGCAAGUCAACUGCAACUCCAAUGAAUCAAAAGGAGAAAUUCAGCAAAGAAGAUGGAGCUGAAAAAGUUGAUGAAAAGUUGUACAGAAGCUUGAUAGGAUGCUUGAUGUAUUUGACUACAACUAGGUCAGACAUUGCACAUGCAGUAAGUUUAUUGUCAAGAUACUUGCAUUGUGCUAGUGAGAUUCAUUUUCAAGUGGCCAAAAGAAUUCUCAGAUAUGUUAAGGGCACCGUUAACUAUGGAGUGAAGUUCCUGCAGGUUGAAAAUUUCAAUCUUUGUGGCUACUCAGACAGUGAUUGGGCUGGAAGUGUUGAUGACAUGAGAACUACUUUAGGUUAUUGCUUUACUUUUGGUUCUGGAGUCUUUUCAUGGUGUUCAAAGAAGCAAGAAGUCAUAGCACAAUUUACACCAGAAGUAAAAUACAUAGCCGCUGUAUCAGCUGCAAAUCAAGCACUUUGA
Messenger RNA from Ricinus communis (castor bean), 1152 nucleotides. RefSeq lists its product as uncharacterized. Bases 1 to 1152 code for a protein of 383 amino acids. The record is from RefSeq and is a predicted model, not a curated record. The transcript has 4 exons. NCBI's taxonomy places the organism in Eukaryota, Viridiplantae, Streptophyta, Magnoliopsida, Malpighiales, Euphorbiaceae.